Messenger RNA from Eimeria acervulina, 3400 nucleotides. RefSeq lists its product as hypothetical. Gene Ontology annotation, biological process: protein localization to cilium; intraciliary retrograde transport. The record is from RefSeq and is a predicted model, not a curated record. The annotation marks the transcript as partial. Lineage: Eukaryota; Apicomplexa; Conoidasida; Eucoccidiorida; Eimeriidae. Gene Ontology annotation, cellular component: intraciliary transport particle A. Gene Ontology annotation, molecular function: protein binding. The transcript has 8 exons.
CGAGCCGUUGGGGUUUUGGGAAGCCACAGAACCGAUUGCUGCAGCAACAGCAGCAGAGCAGCAGCUGCUGCGGGAGGUGCUGCAGCAGGUUGUAGAAAUUGUUACGACGCUGCAGCAGCACAUACCAACGCACUACGAUCUCCAGAAGCAGCAGCAAGGCCUUGAACUUUUGCUGCUGGCCUUUCAGCAGCAGCCCCAACUGCAGCAGAUCCCCGUAUGCGUUUUGCUGCAGGCGAAGUUGCAGCAGCAGCUCAACUGUGAAGAAGAAGCUCUUGCAACACUUGAGGCAGCAAUGGCUGAAGGAUGCUGCCUGGCCUGGCCUCAAAGCAGGAACGGGAGCAACAGCAGCAGCAGCAACAGCAGCAGCAGCAACAGCAACAACAACAGCAGCAUCAACAGCAACAACAACAGCAGCAGCAACAGCAGCAGCAGCAACAACAGCAGUAGCAGCAACAGCAGUAGCAGCAGCAGCAACAGCAGCAACAACAACACCAGCGGCAGCAACAGCAGUAACAGCAACAGCAACAGCAACAGCAACAGCAGCAAUAGCAGUAACAGCAGCAACAGCAGUAACAGCAGCAGCAACAGCAACAGUAGUAGUAAGGGCAGCAACAGCAGCAGCAGAAGCAGGAGGUGCAGCUGCGGCGAGAAAGCAGCAAGAAAUCUCCGCGUGGGUCGCAGCCUGCAGGCUGUCUCCCCGCUGCCGCUGCAGUGUGCAGCAGCAGAUCGGCUUGAGGCGCUGCUGUUGCUGCUGCAGCUGCUCAGGAAGCAGCAGCAAACAGAAAAAGCAAAAGAGCUGCUGCAAACUGCUGCUGAAGAAUUUAAGUGCGGCGCAUGCAUCGCCACCAACGGCAGCAGCAGCAACAGCAGCACCAGCAGCAGCAGCAGCACAGGGGGCAAUAGCUUCGAGGCCUGGGCCCAGGGCAAGAUAAUCCUUGCUGCUGCAGCGCAUGCAGCAGAGACAGGGGAGCCUCAUGCUGCGCUGCAGCUGCUGCAGCGCGUGCCUGUGGGGUCUCUUUGCAGUGCAGAAGCAUUGCUGGCAGCAGCUGAGGUGUAUAGGCAGCAGCUGAAGGAUCCUGCUGCUGCUGUGCGCAGCUUGCGGCGUGCGCUGCAGCAGCAAUACUGCAGCAGCAGCACUGCAGCAAGAGCAGGCCAGCUGCUGCUGCAGCUGCAUCGACCCCGCGAUGCUGUCAUUGCUUUUAAUAAGGCAGCAGCGCUGAGCCCUGAAGACCGCCUAAUCAUACAUCAACUCGUUGAGAGCUUGAGCGCCACUCAGGAGUAUGAAGAAGCCGUAAAGAAGGCUUCUAGCGAGCUGGCGAGGGAGCCGCAGGACUGGAAGCUGCUGCUGCUGCUGCUGCGGCUGCUGCAGAAGCUGGGGCGGUCCAGCGCAGCACUUGCUGCAGCAGCAAACCUUGACGCCCCAGGCUUCCUUGAAGGAGACACCAGCGAGCUGCUGAUGAAACUGCGGCUUCUCCUCACCAAGGCCUCCUGUCUAGAGACAGCAGCAACGCAGCAGCAAACGCCCUCAGAAGGGGACAGUGCAGCGCGCUCACGAGAGGCGUUGGUGCUGCUGCGGCGAGUGCAGCAGAAGCUGCUGUCGAUGGUGUCAGACCCCAGCCGGACCCCACGCCCCUCCAGCAGCAGCAGCAGCAGCGGGAGCGAGAAGAAGCAGCUGCUGUGCGAGGCCUCCCUGCACCUGGCGCGGCUGCUGUGGCAGCUAAAGAAAGAUGCUGCUGCAGCACUUGGGGUUUGUAACGAGGCUUUGAAAUACAGCAGCGAAGACAGCGAGCUGCAUGCGCUGCGCUGCCGGGUGUCUCUGCAGCUCGGAUGCAUGCAGGAAGCAGAAGACUCCCUUAAAAGGCUAUCUGCACUUGAUAAACACAACCCCACAAUUGGAGAGCUGCAGAUACACUUGGUGGCUGCUGCGCUGCAGCGGGGGCCGCAGUCUGUUCAAGAGCUGCUGCCGCAUGCGCUGCAGCUGGCGAGACACCCGAAGCUGUCUUUUGCUGCCCUGGAAGCUGCGCUGCUGCUGCUGCGGCAGCGAGGGCUCUUAGAGGGCUGCGAGGAGGUCUGCUGCCAGCUGCAGCAGCAGCAGCAGCAACUGCAGCAGCAGCAGCAACAGCAGCAAACUGAUAGCGCCAGGCUCAGGACACUUGCCUACUGCGAAGCUCUCAUCCAUAAGCCCGAGAAGGCACUGCAGCUGUUUGCUGCAGCGCAGCAGCAACAUACGCUGCAGCAGCUGUCUCUGCAGCAGCAGCUAGAGCUGCUGUUGCGUCCCUUUGGUGCUGCUGAAGCAGAUGUACUGCAACAGAGCUCAACCCGCAAACGCCUGGCUAGCUUCCUAUCUAGCGCUGCAGCAGCAGCAGGACUCGAAGCAGCAGCAGCAGCAGCUGCUGCCGCUGCACCGCAGCUGCUGCCGCAGCCCUGGGAGCAACUGGGGGCCGAGCAGCUGCAGCAGAUGCUGCAGCUGCCUGCUGCGCAAUCCUCUACCUCAGCAGAAGACGCAGCACCCCACAGCAGCAGCAGCAGCAACACCAGCAGCAGCAGCAGCAGCAAUAGCAGCAGCAAUAGCAACAGCAGUAGCAAUAGCAGCAGCAGUGACAGCAAUAACGUUGUGCUGCAUGCAGCAGCAGCUCUGCUUUCUAAAUGGGAGAGGACCCAACCGAAAGGUCAAGAGACACCUGAAGGGGUUUUGCUUCAGGUGUACAGACAGGAGAUAGCGGUGCUGUCUCUCAGACGAGGUGAUGCAGAGGCUGCGCUGCAGAAGAUGAAGCAGCUCCUGCAGCGGCUGCAGCAGCAGCAGCAGCAGCAGCUACUGCUGCUGCAGCAGCUGCUGCUGCCUUAUCUGCAUGCGCUCUUCGUUGCUGCAGAAGCUUAUGUAGUCCUGGGGCAGCCAGCAAAGGCUCGUGCUGCGCUGCAGCAGGCAGCAGCAGCAGCAGCAGCGGAGGCCGAGCAGGCAGCAGCAACAGCGGCAGCAGCAGCAGCAGCAGCAGCAGCACCUUGCGCAGCAACAGAUCCCGUUCAACUUGCUGAAGCAACAGCAAGAAUCCACCUGCUGCUGUCCGAGCUGCUUCUGGCUGACCGUCAGCCCGAAGCAGCAGCAGCAGCAGCAGCAGCAGCAGCAGCAGCAGUGGGCCCCAACCCCAAAACCUCUGAACUCCUCGCAAAGAUAGCAGAAAAACAAAAACAAUUUGAUCAGGCUGCCGGCCAUUAUGCAGAUGCCCUGGCGCAGCACCCCAGACAACUGCAGCUGCUGCUGCGGCAGGCGUUGUUGCUGCUGCAGCAGCAGCAGCUGAUACCUGCCCUUGCGGCUUGCCAGAAGGUAAUUCAGCAGUCUCCUUCGGUGCAGAAGCAGCUGAAGCAGCUGCUUGACUCCAUAAGAGCAAGGCUGAGACCUUGA